AUGAAGUUGGAAGUGACCAAGCAGUUCUCCACUCGCUCGGAAAGAGUGAAGGGCAUUGAUUUCCACCCGACCGAGCCCUGGAUUCUUACAACAUUGUACAAUGGUAAGAUCGAAAUUUGGUCCUACGCAACCAACACGCUCAUCAAGCUGAUCCAAGUCACUGACUUGCCAGUGAGAGCUGGUAAGUUCAUCGCAAGAAAGGCUUGGAUUGUUGUGGGCUCCGAUGACUUCCAUGUGCGUGUUUACAACUAUAACACUGGUGAAAAGAUCACUCAGUUCGAAGCUCACCCAGAUUAUAUCAGAAGUAUUGCUGUCCACCAGUCCUUACCUUAUGUCUUGACAUCUUCGGAUGACUUGACCGUUAAAUUGUGGAACUGGGAGAACAAUUGGCGUUUGGAACAAACUUAUGAAGGCCAUCAACACUACAUUAUGAGCGUAAACUUCAAUCCAAAAGACCCCAACACUUUUGCAUCGGCAUGUUUAGAUAGAACUGUCAAAGUUUGGUCUUUGAGCUCGCCAACCCCUAACUUCACGUUGGUCGCCCAUGACGAGAAGGGAGUGAACUACGUGGACUACUACCCCCAGGCAGACAAGCCAUACCUUAUCACAGCCUCUGACGACAAAACCGUCAAAGUUUGGGACUACCAGACAAAGUCUUGUGUCGCCGUUUUGGAAGGUCACUUGGCCAAUGUUUCCUUCGCCAUCUUCCAUCCUGAAUUGCCUUUAAUCGUUUCCGGUUCUGAGGACGGCACUGUCAGAUUUUGGAACUCAAAUACUUUCAAGUUGGAGAAGUCUGUCAACUAUGGCUUGGAGAGAGUUUGGUGUGUCGGCAUCUUGCAAAAGUCUAACUUGAUCGCCGUCGGUUGCGAUUCCGGUUAUAUCGUUGUCAAAAUGGGUAACGAAGAGCCCUUGUUCUCUAUGGACAACAAUGGUAAAUUGAUCUACGCUAAAAACUCCGAGGUUUACUCUUCGGUUAUAAAACCCACAUCCACUGAUGGUAUAAAGGAUGGUGAAACCUUGCCUAUCCAACAAAAAGACUUGGGCACUGUCGAAAUAUAUCCACAGACUUUGGCACAUUCGCCCAACGGAAGAUAUGCUGCUGUUUGUGGUGAUGGUGAAUAUCUCGUCUACACUGCUUUGGCUUGGAGAUCCAAGGCUUUCGGUAAGGCUUUGGACUUUGCUUGGAACUCUCAUGACAUGUCCAAUGCUACCUCAUUCGCUAUAAGAGAAAGCAAGCUUUCUAUUAAGAUCUUCAAGAACUUUCAAGAACAUGUUGCAGUUGACUUGGUAUACGAAGCUGACAAGAUUAUUCCUGGUGCUUUGUUAGGUGUUAAGUCCAGUGGGCUUUUGUGCUUCUACGAUUGGGAGACUGGUGCAUUGGUGAGAAGAGUCAACCUCGCACAAAAUGAUGUUCAAGAUCUUGUGUGGUCUGACAAUGGCGAGAUUGUUGCCAUCUUGACUACGAGCAUUGCGACAGAGACCGGCGCUGGUACUACUAGUGCUGGUAAGAACGGAAAUGAGACUUACUUCCUCAGCUUCGACCGUGCAGUCUACGAUGAAUCAUUAACCGAUGGUACUUAUAGCUCUGCUGAGGGAGCAGAAGCUGCAUUUGACGUCCUUUAUACAUUGCCCUCGUCGGAACCAAUUUUGUCUGGUAAGUUUAUUGGCGAUGUUUUCGUGUACACCACAGGAAGCACCAACAGACUCAAUUACUUCGUCGGCGGAGAGGUCAUCAACUUGAGUCACUUUGACCGUAAGUACUACGUCAUUGGCUACAAAGCUGCUGAUGGCAAGCUUUACUUGAUUGACAAGGCUUUUAAUGUCAUCUCGUGGUACUUGAACGCCAAAAUUUUGGAGUUGCAAACAUUAGUCAUGCGUGGUGAUCUUGAGCAAUAUGCUAAAGGCUUUGUUGAGGAGGAUAUCCCAGAUGUCUCUACCAUUGGCACCGAAGAUUUGGAAGGUGAAUACUCUGAAUACCUACAGGACUUGUCUAAGACUGAACUCAAUCAGCUUUCAAGAUUCUUCGAAAAGCUUGGCUACAUGAAGUUGUCUUUCUCUUUGUCGCAGGACUUCGACUCCAAGUUCCAGAUCUCCUUAACUACUGGUGAUCUAAACAAGGCAUAUGAAUUGCUUGCUGAGAGUCAGGAGCAAAAUCCUCUGACCGCUUCGGCAAACGUCAUCAAGUGGAAGAAGUUGGGUGACUUGGCCUUGCUGAAAUGGCAGAUUAAGCUCGCGGAAGACUGCUACUGGUUAGCUAAAGACCACUCAUCAUUGUUGCUUUUGCUUUCGUCAUCCAAUAAUCAAAAGCAGUUGGCCCGUCUAGCUGAGAGCACAGAGACCUUGGGUAAGUACAAUAUCGCCUUCCAAGCCUGGUGGUUGACUGGAAACGUCGAAAAAUGUCUCGACCUUUUGGUGAAGACCGAGCGCUUCACUGAGGCCGCUUUCUUUGGCCGCACGUAUGGUGUCAGUGACUCCAAGCUACAGGAGAUUGUUGCCUCUUGGAAGAAGCAGUUGGAGUCCAAGGGUAGAGCUAGAAUCAGCGAGCGUUUGAUUACGAGUCUCUCCAAUCUCACAGUGGGCGAGCCACCUGCCCAGGAUGCAUUGAUUGAUCUUGAAGAUAACAAGCAUACUAUAGAUGAUGACCUUCUUGAGGCUUAA
Molecule: messenger RNA, 2658 nt
Organism: Candidozyma duobushaemuli
Lineage: Eukaryota; Fungi; Ascomycota; Pichiomycetes; Serinales; Metschnikowiaceae
Gene: SEC27
Product: coatomer subunit beta'
Exons: 1
Coding region: 1-2658 (885 amino acids)
Biological process (GO): retrograde vesicle-mediated transport, Golgi to endoplasmic reticulum; intra-Golgi vesicle-mediated transport; endoplasmic reticulum to Golgi vesicle-mediated transport
Cellular component (GO): COPI vesicle coat
Molecular function (GO): protein binding; structural molecule activity
Source: RefSeq, a predicted model, not a curated record